AUGGUUCGGCAGUUUAUUGCCGACUACUGUAAUGGUCGAAGGCCAGAGCAGGCAGUUCUUCGGAUAAGCAUCAAUUCGAGGGAGCGCAAAAGAAUGCAUGACCUGAAUGAUGCGUUAGAUGAGCUGCGCCAGUGCCUUCCGUAUUCGCAUCGCUCCGGAUCCAGAAAAAUGUCCAAAAUCAACACACUGCUUCUGGCCAGCAACUGGUAA
Gongylonema pulchrum is the source of this 210-nucleotide messenger RNA. NCBI's taxonomy places the organism in Eukaryota, Metazoa, Nematoda, Chromadorea, Rhabditida, Gongylonematidae. The record is from the annotation of a GenBank genome assembly.